UGCCUCGGAACGACUGGUGGCUGGCACGGCACUCAGAGUAUAUUGCAUCCGGCCCAGCUCGCUUCACCCACUACAUCGAAGACGCAAGCAUUCCGCUUGCCAAGCGCGACUAACUGGUGCACUGGGAUGGCGAGGUCAAGACGGCCUACAGCUUUCAAGCGCAGGAACUGCCGCGUGCAACUUUUCCAACUCCGAAAGCGUACGAAGACCACUACAUCGUCGCGCUGUUGGAGGAGCGCGACAAUGAUAUCCGCAUCACGAAGGAAGCCUUUAAUGCAGAGCAGUCCUACCCUGCCCUGUUCGAGAAGAUGGGUGGCGUGAGGUAUCGUCUCUCUGUCAAACUUCGCGGCGACUUGCCCAACUCCGGUGGGCAAAAAAUCAUUCCGUACAACGGCACCGACAUUUCAGCACGCAUUGCGGGCCUGGACCUUGAUUCUACGGCUGACGACUCCUUUCGUGGUAGAGGCUCCGGCACGACCUUGCACGGCUAUGACUUCAGCAUCGACACCGAGCUCCCUGGAGUGCUGCAAGGUCAUCCCAACUUCGAGAUCGUGGAUCGGGAGAUACGCAGCAUCCACGUUUUCUGGUGCGGCCACAAUGAAGACUUUGCCCGCAAGAUCACCAGCACCAGCCACACUGGCGUAGAAGUGAAAUUGAGGCUUCCUCGUAAACCUCUCAUCAUUGACGACAGCGGGAUUCCGCGCGGUAAAUUCUGCCUCCGCAACAUCAUUGCAGACGAAGAGGGAGCGUACCUCUCGUGCGACUUCCGCGCCCAGUACCUCACCGCCCACCCUGACGACGAGCAAUUUCUUGCACAGGUUGACAGCAUCUUGGAGACUUUCAGCCUCAACAAUUGUCAACGUCGUUUUGUUGAUGCAGCGAUGAGUGGAGUGCGAGCGGCCACGGUGCUGCUUGAAGGCUACCCCGGCUCGGGCAAGAGCCAUGCGCUGGCUUGCCUUAUUGCUGGGCUGAUAAUGAUGAACCAGCGGGUUAUCAUAGGAAGCCAGUCGAACCAUGGCGCCGAUGCACUUUUCGAGCAGCUGGUGGGCAAGCUUAACAGCAUAGCACCGUCUUCCCUUGCACGCCGCUGCAUUCGCCUUCGCAACGAGCGUGACGGGGAGAGACUUGCGAACGACUUCUUCGACGGCCUUCCGAACACACCAGAUUUGUUCCCGUCUUCCGACUACUCGAUGAGCGCCAACAUAGCCGAUGGGUGAGAGACAACCCAGGGCAUACUGAUGCUAUCCAGUACGCUUCACACCUUCGCGCAUGUCGCGACAAGAAGAAAGCGACGUCGCCGCGCAGCUGGCCGCAGAUGUUCAACACCUUGCGUGGACAUGUGAUGUCGAACGCACUUGUAGUCGCCAACACUUGCUUCGUCGGCACCACUCUCGCUGACACAAUGUUCAAAGCAGACGUCGUGAUUUGCGACGAGGCCGGCCAAGCUACCGAGCCGGACCUCAAC
This is a messenger RNA of Baudoinia panamericana UAMH 10762, 1465 nucleotides long. RefSeq lists its product as uncharacterized. The record is from RefSeq and is a predicted model, not a curated record. The transcript has a single exon. Lineage: Eukaryota; Fungi; Ascomycota; Dothideomycetes; Mycosphaerellales; Teratosphaeriaceae. Bases 309 to 1217 code for a protein of 302 amino acids.